Messenger RNA from Sinocyclocheilus rhinocerous, 1611 nucleotides. RefSeq names its product dnaJ homolog subfamily C member 24-like. Bases 85 to 534 code for a protein of 149 amino acids. The transcript has 5 exons. Gene Ontology annotation, biological process: positive regulation of ATP-dependent activity. Gene Ontology annotation, molecular function: ATPase activator activity; ferrous iron binding. The record is from RefSeq and is a predicted model, not a curated record. NCBI's taxonomy places the organism in Eukaryota, Metazoa, Chordata, Actinopteri, Cypriniformes, Cyprinidae.
UCACACGGGAAGCAGCAUGGACUGGGAGGGACGACGUUCAUGACAGCUGCCUAGAAGCUGAGAAAACCUCUUGAUAUUAGGAUUAUGGCAGAUUCCAGUGGUCCACAGAAAAACUGGUACUCAAUACUAGGUGCCUGUCCAACAGAUGACAUACAAGAACUGAAACAGAAGUAUCAGAAGCUCAUCCUCAUGUUUCACCCGGACAAGCAGAGACCGGACGUAUCAGAAGGUGAAGCAGAGCAGCACAUGCAGCGAUUCAUUGAUGUCGACCAGGCUUGGAAGAUCUUAAGUAAUGAGGAGAGCCGGAAGGAGUACAACCUCCAGCUACGGGCACUUGAACUGAAACAGAGCUGGCCAGUGGACGCUCAUAUAACCCUCAACGAAAUGAACUGGGAUUGUGACACUAAGUGUUAUACGUACAGCUGCCGCUGUGGAGGAGAAUUCAUCUUAGAGAAGGAUGACCUACAAGAACUGGAAACGAUUGUGUGCUGCGAUUCCUGUUCACUCAGCAUUGAAGUUAAGAAGGUUACAUGACACUUUGGAUACGUUCAGCAAGUUUUUAUUGGACUAUUAUUUAGCUCUUUUAAAAUGGGACAUUUUCUAUGGACACAUGGUAGAUUUUAACAGGAAGUCAACCUCAUUCAUAACUGAUUAUUUCUUUAUGGUCUUUUAAUGGUCUCCACAUAGAUCCUCAAAGCGACCACACUGUAAAAACCUUCCCAUUUUCCAUUUCUUUUCUUGAGUAAGGAUGCAACAUUUUCAUUCACAUGUACCUUACAGCAAGUGCAUCACCUAAUAACCAGAACUGGUUUCAAGAAUUGGGUCACACCAGACUCUCACUGUCUCAGAAAGCCCUUUGGUUGUUUCCUCUGAGCUAGACGUGCUCUUUUACGUACCAGACGCUUACCAAAAUGAAAAAAAAAAACAUUGUUUGUUCCCUAGCCCCCUCCUUUCUCCCCUGUGUUUGAGAGGACCAGGCGGCUCAGUAACCUCUUAGCUCUAGUCAACUUUGUUUGCAUGUAAAUAAAUGCAUUUUUUUCCUCCUCCGACAAUGAAGUCACAAACUGCCUCCACACAUCACUGGUCGAAAAAGGCCCUCCAGUUAAUGAUGAGCUUUUCUUUGCCUUAUUGUUCUCCGGCCCACUCAAUUUUGGGGGGAUCUACAAGGUUGCGGCAUUGGAAUAGGGUCAUUGCUUUAUUAAACUUCAAACAGUCAUUAGGCUGUUUGCUAAAAUCUGUCGUCCCACAGUAGAAACAGCUUGAUCGGGGCAAAACCACGCUUUUCAUCAAUGUCCUGAGGCCUGAACCGAGGCUAGACCUGCCAGUGGACCAGCAAUGGACCGAACUGUAAUCGACUGUGACAUCAAUUACAGAUAAUCUCAUCACUUUUGAGAGUGGGCUUGUCAAAGCUCUAAUUAAGUCCUCAGUUCCCACUAUAUGUGCAGACAGGAUCAACAACACAUUAUAGUGCAAUGAUAGACAUCAUCAUUCUAUUUUUGAGGGGAGCUAACUUUUAACCUAGUGUGCACUUGUGGGUCUGGCCAGGCAGUAAGGCUGCUGUGUUCGUUUGAAUGAUUGCCUCUUUACGUCUGUGUAUGUGACUGUAGAUGA